Molecule: messenger RNA, 534 nt
Organism: Manis javanica (Malayan pangolin)
Lineage: Eukaryota; Metazoa; Chordata; Mammalia; Pholidota; Manidae
Source: RefSeq, a predicted model, not a curated record
AUGCACUGCGGCAUCACGCAGCCCCAAAAACACCACGCGGCAGCAAAGAACCCGGACACAGAAGACUGCGGGCUGCACAACUCCUUUCGGCCCAGCAGAGUGGCUCCCACAAAGAAAAGCGGCAGGGAGACAGGCCAUUCUGCCAUCAGUGAGGCAGUGGCCAGGGAACACCCCAUCAGCAUUCACAAGCGCACCCAGUGGGUUUUGAGAAGCAUGCCCCUCAGACAGUCAGCAACCCAGAUAUCUGGCAUGAAGGAGAUGGGAAGUCCAGAUGUACACACUGACCCCAGACUCAACAAAGCUGUCUGGCCAAAGCAAGGAAUGCCCCAUACCAUCUGUGUGCGGUUGUCCAGAAGAUGUAAUGAGGAUGAAGAUUCCCCAAACAAGCUCUAUAUGCUGGUCACCUGUGUACCUGUCACCACUUUCAACAGUCUAGGGACAUCUACUGUGGAUGAGAACCAACUGCUGACUGAAGUGCCCGAAAUCCAGAAAACUGACACUCCGAAUGCUGGUAAGAACAAGGAGCGGCAGUGA